AUAACCGAACCAUGUAAUUGAAAGAUCCAACAGAAGCCACAAAAUUGAUUGUGUACUAGGUUCUCAUUUUUAACCAGAAAAAUGGCGGCAAUUAGGACCACAACAAACAUGAUUCUGAAAGAGAUGCUAAAUUACAGGCUACCUUUAUCUUCCUCUUUCUCGUUAUCGUCAUCCCUCCGUCUAAUUCCUCCUAUCUUACACCCUAAUUCCUUAAGUUUUAGACGGCGUGAAUUCAGCUUCACUCAAAUCCGGUGCGCCGCCUCCGACGAUAAGAAAGUAUCGUCUCGGUUAUCGCAGGUUCAGCAGCUUCUUCAAGAAGCUGAAGAACGAGCUAGCUCCGCCGGGAAUGAGCCGCCUCCAAAGAUAACCCUGGACAAUGUGACGGUGAGUUUUGCUAGAAGCGGCGGACCUGGAGGUCAAAAUGUGAAUAAAGUGAACACCAAGGUGGAUAUGCGCUUCAAUGUCAAAGAUGCUUACUGGCUUAGUGACAGGAUCAAAGAGAAGAUUAUGCAAAUGGAAAAGAAUCGAAUCAACAAGGACGGCGAGAUUGUGAUUUCUUCAACCAAGACUCGAACACAGAAGGGUAAUAUUGAAGAUGCUCUGGAAAAGCUUCAGGCAAUUAUUGAUGCUGCUUCUUAUGUUCCGCCUCCUCCUUCAGAAGAGCAAAAGAAGAAGAUUGCAAAGUUGGCUGCUAUAGGAGAGCAGAAACGACUAAAAAGUAAAAAGGUUCUUUCGGACAAGAAGGCUUUUAGACGAAGUAGGGACAGCUGGGACUAAUUAUUUCUGUAACUCCGGUUAAUCUGUAAGUUAACUACCCGUCUUCUUAGGAUUCAAAUAUUUCUUCAUUGUGUCAUCAUCAAUUUAGUAUUGCUGAAUGAUCAUAUUAUUACAGAAUACAUAAUUGUCUAUUAGAUGAGAAUUUAUCAUAGGAUAUCAAUCAAUCAUGUAUAAUACAUUAAACUUUUGAAAUGUAGAAGUUCCAUUUUGCUGGUCA
Mercurialis annua (annual mercury) is the source of this 994-nucleotide messenger RNA. RefSeq lists its product as uncharacterized. Gene Ontology annotation, molecular function: translation release factor activity. Gene Ontology annotation, biological process: translational termination. Lineage: Eukaryota; Viridiplantae; Streptophyta; Magnoliopsida; Malpighiales; Euphorbiaceae. The transcript is spliced from 7 exons. Bases 82 to 777 code for a protein of 231 amino acids. The record is from RefSeq and is a predicted model, not a curated record.